AUGAAUGUUGCUGCUGCUGCUGCUGGUGUGUUGACUUGUAGUUCAGCUGUUCUAAAAACUCUUCAAUACAUCCAACAUUGUUCACUCAUAACGAUCAUUAAAAUGAUGUUUUACAAUUUGCAUAAUUUUAAGGGGAUUGAAGCAUCUCGAGAUUACUUUGUUUGUCGACGAAACUCUCAUUGUGGUUUUCGCAUGACUUGA
Messenger RNA from Clunio marinus, 201 nucleotides. NCBI's taxonomy places the organism in Eukaryota, Metazoa, Arthropoda, Insecta, Diptera, Chironomidae. The record is from the annotation of a GenBank genome assembly.